Astyanax mexicanus (Mexican tetra) is the source of this 1868-nucleotide messenger RNA. Its product is annotated as LHFPL tetraspan subfamily member 6. Gene Ontology annotation, cellular component: membrane. The coding region runs from base 534 to 1136 and encodes 200 amino acids. The record is from RefSeq and is a predicted model, not a curated record. The transcript has 4 exons. NCBI's taxonomy places the organism in Eukaryota, Metazoa, Chordata, Actinopteri, Characiformes, Acestrorhamphidae.
GCCUGCCUCCUGCUCACUUCAGCCCUCACUCCUGCACUCCUUCACUCAGCGUGGAGAGAAGCACACACACAGAUACGGCGCGGAGCGCGAGGGAAAGACGGGAGAGAUACCGAUACAGAGAAAGCGCGAGAGGGGGACCUGGACUGCUGCUCGCGCUGCACGCGCUCAUACACCAAUACCGAGGAGCUUCGCUGUGGACUAAACCCGCUCUGUGGGACUUUCCCGUGUCUCGCGCUGGAGCUCGAGCAGCCGCGGAACUCCGCUGAGGGAAAGUUUGGGGGUGUGAAGGACUAUGGUUUCACUCAAUUUUACCUGAGGGUUUAAACGAAGUGCUGUGUUUUAUCAUGGAACAGGAGGCAGUGAGGCGAGGAACAUGAUGAGAACCGCGUGGAGAUAGAUAUCAUCAUCCUUCAUCAUUUAAAGAAACGGAUAUAAAGGAAUACAAAGCUUGAAGAGUUAAAAGUUUUAUUCACAAGAACUUUUUGGGAAUUACCUGCUUUAUCAAAACCCCCACCCCAUCACCUUCACCCACCAUGGCUUCCAGUUUAACCUGUGCGGGGGUCCUCUGGACCCUGGUGUCCCUCCUCAGCGCUGCAGCGUCUUGUGUGGGCUUCUUCAUGCCCUACUGGCUGCUAGGCUCACAGAUGGGAAAGCCGGUAUCUUUUGGCACCUUCCGCCGCUGCUCAUAUCCCAUACGGGACGAGCAGAGGCAGGCCACCAUCAUGCUGGAACAGUGCGGCCGCUACGCCACUUUCCAGGGCAUCCCGAGCGUGGAGUGGCGCGUGUGUACGGUAGUGACGGGGACGGGCUGUGGUCUGCUGCUGCUGGUGGCUCUUACGGCGCUCAUGGGCUGCUGCGUGUCUGAGCUCAUCUCCCGGGCUAUUGGUCGUGUGGCAGGGGGAAUCCAGUUCCUCGGCGGUCUGCUCAUUGGUUCGGGAUGCGCCCUCUAUCCUCUUGGUUGGGACAGUGAGGAGGUCAAACAGACAUGUGACAACCGUUCAGACCAGUUUCAACUGGGCUCGUGUGAGAUCGGCUGGGCGUAUUACUGCACUGGGGCAGGCGCUGCUUCAGCCAUACUGCUGUGCACCUGGCUGGCCUGCUUCGCUGGGAAAAAACAGAAGCAGUACCCUUAUUAAAGAGAGCCCGCUUCACCUUCAGCUUCAAGUCCAGCUUCUUCAAGCACAGAGCUACCGGCAGCAGCAGCACACAGCGGAGAGGGCGAGGCCUUAGUGUGGACUAUAUAAACAGCAGAGAUGCACUCUUCCCGCUAAAGAGUGAGCGCUUUCUCCAUUACUACUUCAACUGCAGAGUGAAUGGGCUGUGAGCUCAUCACACGGACAUCACGGUGAUCGAAAUCCAACAGCCUGAUCACACACAGUGACUGUUGUUUGUCUAGUGCGUAUCUAUGCGUGUCUACUGGAUGAUGAUUAAUGGAGAACUCAGAAGGACCAAUUCUCCCCUUUUUUAUGUCUACUUUUAAUCCUGAGAGUGCUAUUUUCUUUUGCUCCCUGUUUGGUGAUGUACUAGUGUUAGUGAAGUCUGUUACAAAAAGAAAGAAAAGGAAAAAUACGCAUUCUUGUAUUGGAUUGUUUAUAUCUCCAUAUCCUCCAUUUAUUUUGACAUAUGUUUUGCAACAUUAUGAAACGCAAUAAUUGUCAUAUUCACUCUCUCUACACUGUCAAAUAAGCAUCUUCGAUUAUCACUUGCUCUAAUGUAUACUUUAGGAACAGUAUACAGUAUAUACAUUGUGACAGUGUGUGCUUCGUCUGCAUACACAUUUUGUGAAAAAGAAAAAAAUACCCUAAACAUGCAUUGUAUUGUUUUAUUCAUCGUACAUUUUUGUAAAUAAAUCCUCUUUAUAAACAGUA